UUGGUCAGUAGAUCACUUCCGCCCUCAGUAAACAUGGCGGCUCCGAGUAGACGACAAGUGCUGAGGUUUAUCUCUCAGUCCGGAGCAUUUAUUUUGACUCGGUUCGGUUUCUGGAACUGCUUCAGCAUGCUUAUGCUUUUUGCCGAGCGGGCCGAUGUACAAAGGAAGCCGGAUAUCCAGGUACCGUACUUGUACUUUGACAUGGCAGCAGCAGUGUUGUGUGCCAGUUUCAUGUCUUUCGGGGUGAAGAGGAGAUGGUUUGCGCUCUGUGCCGCAUUACAGUUGGCAUUCAGCACGUACGCAUCCUACAUCGGUGGUCACGUCCUUUAUGGAGACUGGUUAAAGGUGAGGAUGUACUCCAGGGUCAUGGCUGUUAUUGGAGCUUUUCUAGUGCUGGCCAGUGGUGCAGGGGAAGUGUACAGGCAGAAACCACGUACACGCUCGCUACAGUCCACCGGCCAAGUCUUCUUAGGAAUCUACUUAAUCUGCAUGGUUUACUCCCUCCAGCACAGUCAGGAGGACAGAUUGGCGUACUUGGAUCACAUCCCUGGUGGCGAGAUCACCGUUCAGCUCCUGGUCAUUCUUUUUGGUGUGCUCGCUCUCUCCUUCCUCUCAGGGUACUACGUGAGUUUAGCCUCUCAGAUAUUAGCCGUGCUCCUCCCGUUGAUCAUUCUGUUCGUUGACGGAAAUAUCGGCUACUGGCACAACACGCGCCGCGUCGAGUUCUGGAACCAAAUGAAGCUGAUUGGACACAACGUGGCCAUCUUCGGAGCUGUGCUUAUACUUGGUACAGAUGGCUAAACACAUGAAGAGAGAACAUUAGCUUAGCACAAAUAGUGGCUUAUAGCUACACCCAAACUACAUAAAACUGCACUGAACAGUUGCUCCAAAUUAUGUGCUAAUAGCGAAUUAGCGGGGCAGCUCUUGAGUUCUACAUCAUCCAAACCAAACAUAGAUGGCUUUGCAUCUGCCACUAUUCAGUUUGAACUUGGAUACUGACAUGACAUGCUGUUUUCAAAUACUGUACUAAAAUCAUGUUUGUCACCUGUAUCUCAGGGUUGAAUAGAAAGUCGUGUCAUUAUUAUAAUUUCUGGCAGGUAAUUGACAUUUUUUGCCACCUAAUUUUAAAGAAAAGUCUGGGUUGAAACCAGCGAUUGAACCCUAAGAGACUGUUUACAUUUCAUUUCAGCUUUUUUUUAAAUACUGAAACAUAUGGUCUUUAAGAAGUCUUAAAUGUUUGUUUGUUAAGUCCAGUUCUGUUUUAAAAGGCUAUUCUGCCCUUUCUGAUGCUGUAUAGUAUGUUUUUUGUCAGCUUUCUGAAGCGAUCCCAACACUGCUCCAUUCCUGGCAGCUCAUAGCACUAUGUUUUUUCAAAAUGAAAUAUCAAUGUGUUGUCCUUUAAUUAAAUUAAAGUUUUCUAUUUGAAA
Messenger RNA from Tachysurus fulvidraco (yellow catfish), 1427 nucleotides. It is a transcript of the gene tmem101, whose product is annotated as transmembrane protein 101. Gene Ontology annotation, biological process: positive regulation of canonical NF-kappaB signal transduction. The transcript is spliced from 4 exons. The record is from RefSeq and is a predicted model, not a curated record. The coding region runs from base 34 to 801 and encodes 255 amino acids. Lineage: Eukaryota; Metazoa; Chordata; Actinopteri; Siluriformes; Bagridae.